AAAUUCAGUAUAAAGUCAUCACUACGCUCCCUAUCGAGAGACGUUCACUGUUCACACCAGACAUCAAUAAUCUCAACCAUCCAUCACCAAAACGAUGCCGUUCAACAGAAUAUCGUUUGGACCAUCGGCAGGUUCUCCACUUGCAAUAUUCAAAGCUCCGUUAGCUGAAUUCAUCAGCACCCUCAUAUUUGUUUUCGCGGGCGAAGGAUCAGGCAUGGCCUUCAACAAGCUGACUGACGAUGGUUCCACCACUCCGGCCGGCCUUAUUGCAGAAGCAUUGGCUCAUGGUUUUGGCCUCUUUGUCGGCGUCUCCGUCGGUUACAACAUCUCCGGUGGGCAUGUGAACCCCGCCGUGACAUUUGGGGCGUUUAUUGGGGGACAUAUUAGUUUGACAGACGGCAUUUUGUAUUGGAUUGGUCAGCUUCUUGGCUCAACAGUUGCUUGCUUGCUCCUUAAAUUUGCCACUAAUGGCAUGACGACUUCAGCAUUUGCAUUAUCUUCUGGAGUAACUGUGUGGAACGCAUUUGUUUUUGAGAUCGUGAUGACUUUUGCGCUAGUUUACACCGUUUACGCCACCGUCCUCGACCCAAGGAAGGGUAGCGUGGGGGUGAUAGGACCACUAGCCAUUGGGCUCGUUCUUGCAGCCAACAUUUUGGCAGGUGGGGCAUUUGACGGAGCUUCCUUGAACCCGGCCAUGUCAUUCGGCCCGGCUUUGGUCAGUUGGGACUGGACCAACCACUGGGUUUACUGGGCGGGUCCUCUGAUCGGAGGUGGGAUUGCCGGGCUUGUAUAUGAGACCUUCUUCAUCAAUCAGUCUUAUGAACCCGUCAGUGACGCUUAGCUCAAAUAUUAGGACAAUGAAGGUGUGGUG
This is a messenger RNA of Mangifera indica (mango), 871 nucleotides long. RefSeq names its product aquaporin TIP1-1-like. Gene Ontology annotation, biological process: transmembrane transport; water transport. The transcript is spliced from 2 exons. Bases 95 to 841 code for a protein of 248 amino acids. NCBI's taxonomy places the organism in Eukaryota, Viridiplantae, Streptophyta, Magnoliopsida, Sapindales, Anacardiaceae. Gene Ontology annotation, molecular function: water channel activity. The record is from RefSeq and is a predicted model, not a curated record. Gene Ontology annotation, cellular component: plant-type vacuole membrane.